AUGUUGCUCCAGCCUACCUCGAGCCGUCACUUUGAAGACUUUCGCUAUGUCGAGCCCAAGAUCUUGACCAAAAGCGCUCUGCCCAUCGCUCCGGGCGCGACUACGGCAGGUGCGUCUUCUAGCAAGUCGCCAUCGUUUGAACGUCGCUCCCUUCGCACGGUAAUCAUGCGAGCAGGAACCUCAAAGGGACUUUUCAUCAAGGCUUCCGAUCUGCCCAGCUCUCGAGCCGAAUGGCAAAACAUCUUGCCUUCGAUCAUGGGCAGUCCUGAUCCGUUUGGCCGUCAGCUCAAUGGAUUGGGUGGUGGCACUUCGACAACUUCCAAGAUUGCUGUUGUCUCGCAGAGCUCUGCUCCUCACAUCGCCGACGUCGAUUACCUGUUCAUCCAGUGCCCCAUCGAAGGCGACAAGCUCGACUUUACCGGCAACUGCGGCAACAUUCUUAGUGGUGUUGGCCCUUUUGCAUUUGAAGAGGGUCUCAUCCCGGCGUCAGUCCUGGCACCACUUGCUGCAUUCGCCAAGACCAACGGCAAAGGCCGACAAGACAAGGUCGCACUCACUCUUCGCUGUCUCAACAACAACCAGCUCAUCCGAUCUACAUUCCUUGUUCGCAAUGGAAAGCCGGUCGAAUUUGGCGACGUGGUCAUCGACGGUGUUGCAGGUACAGGCUCGCCGAUCCAGUUGGAUUUCCUUGACCCAGCGGGCAGCAUGUGUACCUCGCUCUGCCCCACUGGCAAACCUUUGGAUUUGCUGCACAUACACGGCGAAGACUUGCCGAUCGAAGUAUCAUGCGUCGAUGCAGCCAAUCCGUUCGUCUUUGUUCGGCUCUCCGACAUUGAUGAGACCCUGCGCGGAAACGAGCCAGCUUCCGUACUGGAACGCCACUCGGCUCGCGUAGAGCUGAUCCGUCAAGCAGCCGCCGUCGUAAUGGGUCUUGCACCCGACACGGCCACUGCAGCAAAGACCAAAGGCACACCCAAGAUCUGUCUGGUUUCCGACGCGCUCCCCGGCUCCGACGCACACGUUCUCUCGCGAAGCUUCAGCAUGGGUCGACCACAUCCUGCAUUACAGCUCUCCGGUGGUGUCUGCCUCGCUGCUGCCUGCAGCAUUCCAGGGUCGAUCCCGAACCAGAUUCUGCUCAAGCAAACCAAGAUGAUGCCGGAAAGGCUCAAGUUCGCACACGCAUGCGGUGCCAUUGAAGCUACCGCGGAUGUCGAGAUGGAUAGCAAGAGCCCGGUUGGCGUCACUGUGAGGAGCACGAGUCUUUUCAGGACUGCAAGGAGACUGGCUUCUGCUGAAGCGUAUUACCUCUCGCCUAGCCAGUAG
Molecule: messenger RNA, 1323 nt
Organism: Mycosarcoma maydis (corn smut)
Lineage: Eukaryota; Fungi; Basidiomycota; Ustilaginomycetes; Ustilaginales
Exons: 1
Coding region: 1-1323 (440 amino acids)
Source: RefSeq, a predicted model, not a curated record